GAGUGGGCCACCAGUAUGCUACAAAGGACGCUGGAUGAUGGUGAGGAGAGCCAAAAGGCAGCCGCUUCGCUCACAGGACUUACAUUAGGAUGAAUGGAGUUUUUUUGCGUAACGUUAAGGCGAUGGAUUUCCCUGUACUGAAUCACCCUUUUGGCGCGAUGUCAAAUUCCGGAAGACGGACCUAACAUAACAUGAGGAAUUGUUUUCGGAAUUCACAGGAUUCCGACUUGUUCAACAACACAGAGAGGCUUCACAUCCCUGGAGAUACUGGUUCGUUACAUCAGUUUGAAAUGUCCGACUUCCACAACCGAAGCCAAACCAACGCACGUCGCAGUGACUACGUGUGGCAGUAUGAAUAUUAUGACGACGAAGAGCCCGUGUCUUUUGAGGGACUCAAAGCGCACAGAUACUCCAUCGUCAUCGGCUUCUGGGUUGGACUAGCUGUGUUUGUUAUAUUCAUGUUUUUUGUCCUCACGCUUCUCACAAAGACAGGAGCGCCACAUCAAGAAAACCCCGACUCUGCGGAGAAGCGCCAUCGACCAGGCAGUUGUCUGGUAGACAUCGGCAGUCCCCAGGACGAAAGCGACAAAGCCUUCUCCCGACCCUUGCUAGCGGAGUCACGCACAUAUUUUCAUUUCUACAUAAACGAGGAGGAUCAGGGGAAGCAGAAACCAGAGGAGGAGAGAGACGGAAAGCACAGCGGGGCUCGAGCGCAGCGGGGGGGCCGAGGGGUCGGCUCCUCGGGGGUGGACGAGAUGGAAGAAGAGGUUGAGGAAGCUACGGGACACAAACCUAUCAACGGACUAAUGGAAGAGAGUAAUACGGACAGGGAAUGUGCCUUCUUUUCCCAUUUCAACAUCCCUAACUUUGUGAACUUGGAGCACAGCUCAACUCUUGGAGACGAUGAUCUGCUGUAUGAGCCGUCUGCCAUACUGGAGCGCCAGUCUCACUCUCAUGAUGCUCACUGUGACAUCCACUAAGUGUGUUUAUACAAAAUACAUGGCAUGGACAUAUUAUUAUUGUAAUGUGUGUAUUCCUUUUGCCUGGCCAUUUGUGAUGUGACAGGUAGAAUCACACACACCUCUCACAGCUGCCUUUUAGAGUUGUUAUCAACAACAGGGUACAAAAGAUGGCUCACAAACCCAAUGCGAGGCGUACUUCACAUUUAUGCGAUGACAUUUCUCAGAUGAAAUGGUCUUACAAACAGUACCUUUCACUUUGAGUACUAGGCUCCUUUGAAUUAGACGCGGCUGUAUUGAACCAGGACUACAGAUCUUUUUACAGAGAAAUGAAAAGACAGUGGCUCACCGAGCAGAGACGUUUGGUACAAUAUAUUCUGCUAUUAAUGCUGUCUUGCUUUCUUGUUCGAUUGUGAAGAAUGAACACAAAACACAAAUGCCUGGUUGUCUACCAAGAUUAAAAGCAUGGAAUUUGUAUUCUGGGAAGCGCACUUUAUUAGAAAAGGUAAAGUGUACUUCAACAUUAUGAAUAGUAGCAAAACAAUUGUUAUAUAUCACUAUUAGAAGGUAGUUAACCCGUGACCUUUUACAUGUGAUAUAACACUUUUGUACACCUCAUUACAUGAUAAAUGAUUUGUGUUUCUCAAAAUAAAGCCUAAAUGGGUUUAAAUAUUCGACUCAACACUGGUGCUUAAACACCAAGGCCAACUGCAAAAGGUAGCAAUAUCCAUGAGAGGAUCAAUCUGAUUAACUACCUGCCAAACGAAACAGAGAAAAUAAACAACCAGCCGGUAAAGACAAGAUACAAAACUAAAAGAAAAAAUGCUAACUUUUGCUACAAACGUUUUGGUUACAAUACAAUACAAUACUGUGGUAGUGUGUUUAGUGCUGCCCCCAUGUGGCAAAAAAAACGAUUAGCCAGGUUUAAUUUAUACUUUUGAGUAUUCUGAUGAACGUCUCGUAAAAUAUCUGUAUAAGUAUGAACACUGAAGUUUGGAAAUGUCUGUAAGAUGUGUUGGAUAUAUUUUCAAUGUGGGAGAUUUGAGAAGAAAUUAGACAAAAAAACACAAGCAGUGCUCCCCUGUUGGAUCUUAAUUCAUGAAGCAAUCUCCU
Messenger RNA from Notothenia coriiceps (black rockcod), 2072 nucleotides. Its product is annotated as melanocortin-2 receptor accessory protein 2A. Gene Ontology annotation, molecular function: type 1 melanocortin receptor binding; type 3 melanocortin receptor binding; signaling receptor regulator activity. Gene Ontology annotation, biological process: protein localization to plasma membrane; regulation of adenylate cyclase-activating G protein-coupled receptor signaling pathway. The transcript is spliced from 4 exons. NCBI's taxonomy places the organism in Eukaryota, Metazoa, Chordata, Actinopteri, Perciformes, Nototheniidae. The coding region runs from base 192 to 980 and encodes 262 amino acids. Gene Ontology annotation, cellular component: endoplasmic reticulum; plasma membrane. The record is from RefSeq and is a predicted model, not a curated record.